This is a messenger RNA of Centropristis striata (black sea bass), 1091 nucleotides long. RefSeq names its product jupiter microtubule associated homolog 1-like. The transcript is spliced from 5 exons. NCBI's taxonomy places the organism in Eukaryota, Metazoa, Chordata, Actinopteri, Perciformes, Serranidae. The record is from RefSeq and is a predicted model, not a curated record. The coding region runs from base 144 to 674 and encodes 176 amino acids. Gene Ontology annotation, cellular component: nucleus.
CUACCGGAUCUGGUCUUGGUUAUGUUUUUCAGUGUCGGGUGGAGUCUACAUCCCGUCGCAGCUCUGCGGGGAAGGAGGAGGACUGCUUUUCUUAGUUUCUCUCUCAUUGACUAUUUGUUACCGCCGAGAAAUACUCCUUAAAGAUGACGACGACAACAACCUUCAAAGGGAUGGAACCUGGUUCUAAAAGCAGCUCCAGGGUACUAGGGCCGCCCGGCGGGGCCUCCAGCAUCUCCUUCGGCACAGACGACGAUGACUCAACCCCCCGCAAGAACAAGAUGGCCUCCAACAUCUUUGCAGAACCUGUGGACCCGCAUGCGCAUCGGAGGAACAAUCCACCCACUGGUGCCGCUGCGGGGACCCUGUGCGGGGAGCCCUCGGCCCCUCUGAGGCGAGUCCAGCAGCCUCUUCUCUUCCCCAAGAACCCCGAGCCGGAGCUGACCACCAUCCACAACUCUGGGGCCGCCCUCGUCUGGAACCAGAGACGAGAGGUUCAAAAUGGCCAAGAAGCAGCAAAUGAGGAGUGUCCUGACCACGUGGAGGCGGAGCCAGAAGAGCAUGAGCAGCAGCAGAAGGAGACAACAGAGCCGUCUGCCCCGUCGGGAGUUGCCAACGCUGCUGCAAGCGGCGGAAGAAACCCACCUGGUGGCAAGUCCAGCCUCAUCCUGGGUUGAGACCACUUGUUUUUUUUUCUGUUUUUUUUUUUUUUUUGUUCGAACGCUUUUUUUUUAUUUUUUAAAGAUAAAUACCCUCCACCACUCUCUUCCUCCUCAUCGACUUGUCACCUUCUUCUCUUCUUCACAUGCACUCACGCUGUCACGUCCAUGGGCCCCCGUGUCCUCUCCCUCCACCCUCAAACCUUUUGUUUUGAUCCUUUUUUCUAUUAAAAGAAGAAAACUGUUGACAAAAGCACUUUAUGUAUCUCUCUCCCCCCCUCUUCCAUUUCAGCCCAUCCUGUAGUGCAUCGCGCCUGCUGGGAAAGGCAUGACGUUUAGCUUGUCCCCCAUUCUUCCCUGUUGUAAAUGGUAAAGGAAAAAAUAAUAAAAAGAUUUGAUGCGUGGAUUUCUAAAUACAAUAAAGAUUGAUAUGAA